Messenger RNA from Malassezia vespertilionis, 573 nucleotides. RefSeq lists its product as uncharacterized. The record is from RefSeq and is a predicted model, not a curated record. NCBI's taxonomy places the organism in Eukaryota, Fungi, Basidiomycota, Malasseziomycetes, Malasseziales, Malasseziaceae. The transcript has 2 exons. The coding region runs from base 1 to 573 and encodes 190 amino acids.
AUGCGCGGCUCACCUGAGGAUGCGCUCCUACAAGUGCCUGCGCCUCGUUUUCCUGACCCGCGCAACAUUGCUAUCUGGAAUCCGGAAAAGACCCGCCGACUUGAGCUGACCCGCAACAGCUUUAACCACAUGUUUGGCAAGUUCCUGGAAGAUGCGCUAUUUGACAGCGAAGGAAUGCUGCUGGAUGUUUUUGCUAAGAGUGGUCAUCAUGUGCGGCUGCGCAACAUAGCCACUGGCGAGCUCAUCUUGCCUUCUAUUGGCAACGUCAAAAACGAAUUCAGGCCCGGCAAGCAUGAGGCUCUCUGUGGAGAGUAUAUGCUAGAACAGCAUGGGAUGGACCUUGACGAAAUUCCUACGAGCUCGGGCAAGUGGCUUCUAGUGCCCGGGAAGCUGAGCGAGAUUACAGUUGAGCCCCCCAUUUUGGGCAACGAUUCUAUGCAUGAUCACUUGCGCAGGGUGUGCAAGUGCAACAACCAAAAGUACCUGACUACGUGGUAUGUAGUCUCAGACGAAAUGAAUGAGGCGCGUGCCUACCGCGAGAAGAAGGAAAAGCUGGCUAGGCGCUCGGCUUGA